Molecule: messenger RNA, 949 nt
Organism: Priapulus caudatus
Lineage: Eukaryota; Metazoa; Priapulida; Priapulimorpha; Priapulimorphida; Priapulidae
Product: cytochrome P450 2C25-like
Biological process (GO): xenobiotic metabolic process
Cellular component (GO): intracellular membrane-bounded organelle; cytoplasm
Molecular function (GO): oxidoreductase activity, acting on paired donors, with incorporation or reduction of molecular oxygen, reduced flavin or flavoprotein as one donor, and incorporation of one atom of oxygen; iron ion binding; heme binding
Source: RefSeq, a predicted model, not a curated record
GGCUUCUGUCGUCUACGGGAAAGAUCUGGAAAGAACAGCGCAAGUUUACACUUGCAAAACUGCGAGAAUUCGGCAUGGGCAAAGUCAGCCUGGAGUCAAGGGUCAAGGAGGAAAUCUCCAUACUUCUGGUUGCGAUAAAAUCUACAAAUGGGGAGACAUUUGACUUCCAACCCCUGAUCACAACGAGCGUCUGCAAUGUGAUCUGCAGCAUCAUGUGGGGAAACCGAUUUGAACACCAUGACGAGCAGUUCAAGAUUCUGAUGAAAGCAUUAAAUGAUGAGUUCAUCAAUCUCGCUGCAACUGGCCCUCUCAAUUACAUGGAACUUUUGUUUGUUAUUUGGGAUCUGUUUAUGGCUGGAACCGAAACGACGUCAACAACCAUGCGUUGGGCGAUGCUGUUUAUGCUGAAACACCCAAAUAUAUGCAGAAAGGUGCAAGUUGAGAUAGAUGACGUCAUCGGUGGAGGAAGACUGCCAGCGAUGGCUGACGCAAAUAAGAUGCCCUUUACAGAGGCGACCAUCAUGGAAAUUCAACGUUUAGGUAAUAUCGUACCACUCGGAGUUCCUCAUGCCACGUCUGAGCAAAUCGAAUUCAGAGGUUACACAAUACCAGCGAACACUACUGUCAUGUCAAAUAUCACCGCUGUCAUGAUGGAUCCGACCUACUUCCCAAAUCCGGAAAGGUUUUGUCCUGAGAGAUUCCUGGACGAGAAUGGAAGGGUCAUUAAGAACGAAGCCUUGAUUCCAUUCUCCGUCGGACGGCGAGUGUGUUUGGGGGAAUCUCUGGCCAAAAUGGAACUGUUCCUGUUCUUCACAAGCAUCCUGCAGAACUUCGACGUUAAGCUACCAGAUGGCGUGAUGGAGCCAUCAUUUGAAGGCAUUUUCGGAGCCACAUGGAUGCCUAAACCACAUAAGAUUUGUAUCUGUGCACGAGAAUGACGAAUUUAGAU